AUGCCUCCUAAGCGCAAACCCGAGAGCGCGUCGAGCCCGAACGAAACUGCUGCAACCCCAGCAAAGAAGAUCCGGACCACUGCUGCCGGUACUCCGGGCUCUGCAGGUGCUGCUUCUGCACCCGGAGCAACCCCCCAGACGACUGAGAAGAGAGGUCGUGGUCGCCCACGCAAGAACCCUGAGGACUUGACCCCCAAACCAGCUUACGAUGGUCCCAAGCGUGGCCGCGGUCGUCCGCGUAAAGUCGUUUCUGAGACCGACGCGGAAGCUGUAACACCUUCUGGCCCCAAGAAAGGACGCGGCCGUCCCCGCAAGGAGUCCGGCGAACCCGCAAUAUCUACCCCUCAAGCGAAGAAGAAGGAUGGUCGUGGACGUCCCCGCAAGGAUGCAGACGGAGCUAAACCCGAUACUCCCGUCACGAAGAAGAAGGAUGGCCGAGGAAGACCUCGCAAGUCUUUGCCAAAUAAAGAAGUCGAGCCAAAGGCCGAAGCAGAAUCGAAGUCGCAAACGCCCCCAUCGGCCGUGCUCCCUCCCGUCAACAUUGACACCAACCGUUCUUUUUGGCUGAUGAAAGCGGAGCCCGAAUCACGCAUGGAGAAGGGCAAAGACGUUAAGUUCUCAAUUGAUGACUUGGCUGCUGCAGAGAAACCAGAGCCCUGGGAUGGUGUGCGCAACCACGUCGCCAAAAACCUCAUGCGGGACAUGAAGAAAGGAGACUACGCGUUCUUCUACCACUCUAACUGCAAAGUUCCCGGCAUCGUCGGAGUGAUGGAGAUCGUUCAAGAGCAUUCCCCUGACGAGUCUGCCUUUGACCCCGAGCACCCAUACUACGACCCCAAGUCCCAACGUUCCGACCCGCGAUGGGUCGCCGUGCACGUGGAGUUCCGUCGCAAGCUUCAGAAACAGGUCACUCUUCAGGAUCUGAAGUCUCACAGCGAGGCUGGCAAGCCGCUUGAGAGCCUGCAAAUGAUCAAGCAGGGACGACUUAGCGUGUCUUCCGUGACCCCGGCACAAUGGCAAUACAUCCUUGGGCUGGCAGGCGAGAAGCCGCAGACGGAGUUCACCAAGGUGGAGGAGUCUAGUGAAAAGGCCGCCGACCAGGAGGCUGCUAACGAGAAGACCGCCAACGAGGAGCCCGCCAAUGAGAAGCCCGCCAACGAUGAGCCCACUAAUGAGGAGCCCACUAAGGAGGAGCCCGCUAAGGAGGAGGUGCUGCCCCUUUUGGAGUCUAGUGACCAAGAGUGA
This is a messenger RNA of Penicillium olsonii, 1245 nucleotides long. The record is from the annotation of a GenBank genome assembly. Lineage: Eukaryota; Fungi; Ascomycota; Eurotiomycetes; Eurotiales; Aspergillaceae.